Molecule: messenger RNA, 5030 nt
Organism: Clupea harengus (Atlantic herring)
Lineage: Eukaryota; Metazoa; Chordata; Actinopteri; Clupeiformes; Clupeidae
Gene: lingo1a
Product: leucine rich repeat and Ig domain containing 1a
Molecular function (GO): protein binding
Source: RefSeq, a predicted model, not a curated record
AACAUGGCUAUACUGAUCUCCCUUCUACCGCACAGUAACCAAUUAAACGAACGUUCAAAAAGAUUAUUUUUUAAAACCAUGUGACUGUUAGAAAUUACUCAAAUAUAUCUUUUCAGGUGACACAGCAUUGAAUAUAUGUACCUAAACGCUGCCACUAACACUGUUCCAUCCCAUUUCUUAAAGCUUAGAUUUUCUGUUUGCCCUGUCUCUCAGACGCGCUCCCAGCUCACACAAACACAGAGACAGAAGAAUAUAACUUAGUGUAGCCUUUUCUGAUGUGAUUAAUCACCUGCGUUAAAAAUGCUUUCUCUUCUACGACCUGAAUCAUAUCAUAUGAUAGUAUGAUAUAUUUGCGAGAGUUUUUCAUUUGCCUGCAUACACCCUUUAUAACCACUUGAUGUAGGACUACUUUCAGGGCUACCACACGUUACAGUUCUAAUUCUCACUUCCUCCCACCCUCCCGCCGAUGCAAUACAGCCACACAGAAUUCUUUCGAGACGCACAGAUUAGACUGAAGCCGAACGAACGGUCUUCUGGAAGGCGGAUGCGUAGGAGACACUGUCUUUUCUUUCUUCAUACACCCACCCUCUUUUGAUGACUAGCACUAUCAGACGCUGGAGAAGUCUCCUUCGCCUAGAAGGAUAGGUUCCUGAUCCCAAGAACAGACUCACAUAUCCUAGAAUGACUUUGCAGAUCCACUGGACUAUUCGUUGAUUAAAAAAAGUCGGGGAUCUGAGAGAAACCAAAUGAAUUCUGUAAUCGUUGACCUGACUCAAUGGACUUGAGAUUGUGACUGACAUUUCGUCUUUUGCGUUGGGACUUGCCGUUUGAGGAGAUGAGUGAGGAUGCUCGCAAGGAUCAGUAGGUGAGUCGUAAUACCACACGCUCGACUGCGGCAGGUAGACUAGCACCAGUAUCAUUAUCGGCUUUCUAUAAACAUUGAGCCAACAGAGCUUUGCAGUAGCCCGAACUAAGCGAAGGUGUGGUUCAUAGACAUUGCUGUAGCAUGAAUUCGAAUAUUCUUCUGGUGAAAUGGAGUCGGUACCGCGUAAAGGGUAAUUCUAGAGUGUUUUGACAUAGGCUACAGCAUAUUGGCGCAACGACAGUUUACAUCGUAUAUUUUCACCGCGGCUUUAGCGUAUCCCAUCACUUCGUUGUUGGAAUUUAAAAACGAUGUAGGAUGCAAUCUUUGUUGCCUUGUUCGGCUGGAUACUGCAAGUUACUAAGUGAAGGAAUUAUUGGCAGCCCGCUGUGCAAGAGUGGUGCUUUCACAUUUAUGUGAGUCCGUGCGUCCUCUUCAGGUAACUAGUAGGAUGGUGGCCGCGGAAGCGAGUGGGCACAGCUACCUGGUGGCUUGCUGGCAGCCUAUUCUCAUAUUGAUGCUUGGCACUGUGCUGUCAGGCUCCACCACAGGCUGCCCGUCACGCUGCGAGUGCAAUGUCCAGGAGCGCGCGGUUGUAUGCCACCGCAAGAAGCUCAUGUCCGUCCCAGAGGGCAUUCCUGCUGAGACGCGGCUGCUGGACCUCAGCAAGAACCGCAUCAAAACCAUAGACUCUGAUGAGUUUGCCAGUUACCCAAACCUUGAGGAGCUGGAGCUAAAUGAAAACACCAUCUCUGUCAUUGAACCAGGGGCCUUCAACAACCUCUAUAACUUACGGACACUGGGGCUCCGGAGCAACAAGCUCAAGCUUAUCCAGCUGGGCGUGUUUACAGGUCUGAGCAACCUCACUCAGUUGGAUAUCAGCGAAAACAAAAUAGUCAUUCUUCUGGAUUAUAUGUUCCAAGACCUGUACAACCUCAGGUCCCUUGAGGUUGGAGACAAUGACCUGGUGUUCAUCUCCCAUAGAGCAUUCCAUGGCCUCAGCAGCUUAGAACAGCUCACCCUGGAGAAGUGCAACCUGACUGCCGUCCCCACAGAAGCCUUCACCCACCUCCCUAGCUUGAUCUCGCUCCGCUUACGCAACCUCAACAUUAACAUCAUCAAGGAUUAUGCCUUCAAAAGGCUCUACCGACUCAAAGUGCUUGAGAUUGCCAACUGGCCUUUCCUUGACACCAUGACAACAAACAGCUUGUAUGGUUUAAACCUCACUUCUCUGACCAUCACCAGUGGUAAUCUUACGUCCAUUCCCUACGUGGCUCUCCGACAUCUGGUCUACUUGCGUUUUCUCAAUAUGUCAUACAACCCCCUUGUCACCAUCGAGGGUAAUAGGCUUCAUGACCUCCUUAGGCUUCAAGAAUUUCAUCUGGUGGGCGGCAGGCUUGCUGUUAUCGAGCCCUAUGCCUUCAGAGGCCUAAAUUAUCUUAAGAUCCUCAAUGUGUCUGCAAACACUCUGACCACGUUGGAAGAAUCUGCUUUUCAUUCGGUAGGAAACUUAGAGACGUUGGCUUUGUAUGACAACCCCCUGGCUUGCGAUUGUAGGCUUCUGUGGAUUUUCCGUAGACGAUGGAGACUCAACUUCAACCGGCAACAACCAACCUGCGCCUCUCCUGAGUUUGUACAAGGCAAGGAAUUCAAGGAUUUCCCGGACAUCCUCCAACCCAACUACUUCACUUGCCGCAGGUCGAGAAUCCGUGACCGCAAGCCACAGCAGAAAUUCAUUGAUGAAGGGACCACUGUCCACUUUGUAUGUCAAGCAGAUGGUGACCCUGCUCCAGUCAUCAUGUGGUUCUCCCCACAGAAGCAGUUUAUCACUACCAAGACCAUUGGGCGUCUUACAGUGUUUCCUGAUGGCACCCUUGAAGUGAGGUAUGCGCAGAUCCAGGACAACGGAACAUACAUGUGCAUAGCCAGCAAUGCCGGUGGCAAUGACACUGCGCUAGCCCACCUGCAUGUUCACAGUUACUCUCCAGAUUGGCCUCAUCAGCCCAACAAAACCUUCGCUUUCAUAUCUAACCAGCCCAAUGAGAAUGGUGCCAAUGGGACGAAAGCCGCCGUCCCCUUUCCCUUCGACAUAAAAACCUUGAUCAUCGCCACCACCAUGGGGUUCAUCUCUUUCCUUGGUGUCGUUCUUUUUUGUCUCGUGCUGCUGUUUUUGUGGAGCAGGGGUAAAGGAAACACCAAGCACAACAUAGAGAUCGAAUAUGUGCCACGCAAGUCCGACGCUGGUAUAAGCAGCAGUACCGCAGAUGCCCCUCGCAAAUUUAACAUGAAAAUGAUUUAGCACAUUCAGGGGACUUAAUGACUUUGAAAAAAAUAAACCCAUAAAAAUAGGAACAAGAGGAUUCCCCAGUGACCACCCCUGGAUACAGAGUUAAUGUAGUAGCCUACGGCAUUUGAUUUUUCCCCCCAAUUACUUUGAAGGUGGAUAUGAAGGAGAAAUGUUCUUUGUUUUGACUGUACGAGGAAAAAAAAUACCCCAAACUCUACAUGAUGGAUAUUAACAUGGCCUACAGGGACCAUUACUUUGAAAGUGAAUUUUGUCCUAAGACAUUCAAGUUCUUGUGGAUUUGUAUUCAAAAAAGGAAAGUAAAGAAAAAUAUAUAUAAAAUAAACCCUUCUAAAUGUUCCUAUCAAUCACUGGAAUGCAAAAGGCAGGAUCAUCUUUCUCCUUUGCUGCCCUUUUGCCUGCAUUUUUGUAUUCUUUUCUUUUCUAUGGUAUAUUAUAUGUUUUAUUGCUUUGUCAUUCGGAGACAGAAGAAUGGAAGGGGUGAUGAGCACAUUAGUCCAUUAAUCUGUAUAAUAUUACGGCAUACAUUUGAUUUUCAAUUUGUUAACUAUAUCCAGCAACCUCAUUAAACAUUUCUGAUUGAAAUAUAAAAUGUCGAAAGAUGAUCUGAUGACCUGAAGGUUGGUUGAAAUGUUACAUAUUAAAAUUUGGGAGCAAAAUGAAGCAUGCAGACAUCUUUUUUUCUAGGUUUAAUUCUGAAACACCUCAUGAACAGAAUGUAAAAUCUGUUUCAAAAUGUCCUAUUCACAUCGUCCAUAGAGAACGUUCGGUUGAAUACUUCAUCAGUGGGAGGGAUAUUGUGUUGAUUCCAUUGUCAUUUUGUAAAAAAAAAAAAAGAGAGAAAAGAAAACAUUGACUAGCUUUGGAUAAAGAGCUUUACUUAUUCACAACUUCUAUUGACUGGAUGUUGUAUCUAAUCAUUUUCAUCUAGAGAGACGUCUUGCACCUCUAAAGUCAACCAUGCCAAACUAGUAAUGUGCUCAGCAACCCUGCAAACAUUCAGACCUAGAUAUUUGUUUAGUGGAGGUUUGAUUGUCAAAUGUUGCCAACAAAGUUCAAACAACAACAGGAUACGCUGUUCCUGUAACAGACGUACCAGAUCUAAUGUUCAAGGUAUGACAUGUAUAAUGAGACAUGGAAAACAACAUAGGUGUCUAAUGAUGGUUGUGGUGGUGUGUACACUGACCUUACAUUUUCAAGUACACUGUGUGAACAGCUGGGAUUUGUGAAACCACGGAUAAAACCUCAGUUAUGUAUGAUGGAUGACAUAAGAAAUGAUACAGUAAUGGGUUGGAAGUAUGGACUAGAUAUGCAGAUGGAAGAGUCACAGAUGGUUUUACCCAUAGUGAUCUGAAAAGGCUUUGAAGUAAUCUGUUUUUCUGAAGCGUGAGAUGUGGCUCAUGACGAUAACAACUGCUCUCUUUGUUUCAAUGUGACUACUGUGCUGAGCCUUUUUGGUCCUCAUCAGUUCAAUGACAACUCUGAAAAUGUCUUCUUUUUCUGUUUUCAGUUCAACAUAGGACUAUGUGAAUAUGUAGUCCAUGCCAAUUUUGUAUUAAAAUAUCUAAAAAAAAAAAAAAAAUACAAAAUGAAACAUAUGUUCAGUUGUUCUGUGCAAUAAAGGUAAUAUGCAGAUUUUUUUUAUUAACAAUUUUCUUGAUGUUAAAUGGUUGAAAAUAUGGUAUGUUGUAUUAAACAAUCUAUGGAGAUUUUCUAAAAGUUUCACUAGUCCUAUCUCAAUGCAGUUCUAUAACCAUAGGCUUAUAAUUGCAUUACAUGGAGAAACAGGAGGACAAAACAUUAUUCUUAGGUUUCAAAACAAUCAGUCUUCAGCUCUGGAUGAAAUAAAAACGCUUAGGAAAA